GACGACAUCGCUGUCCAUUCGUGUGAGUUUUAAAAUAGCACGCGGUUUCCCCUUCCUGGUGGCCGCAACUAUUACGACGCGUCUUCCAUUCAUAAAUAGGGAAGCACUUGUCGUGCGGGCGGCCAUCUUGACUACGCGAUCAACGAAGCUUCUUUUAUUUUGACCACCCGGACUAUACAUUUCCUCGUAUAAUAAUCACAGCACGAACAAUUAUAAAUCUCCAAAGAAUAUUUUCCGCUCCCGAAACAUCCCCAUCGUUACACCCUAAAUCGUUUCGAAUGUUUUAGUUGUUCCGUUGACCACCGUCGUGUCAGUACGCAGUGCACAGCUGAUCAGUGGCCCCGACGGACGGUCGCCGCUCGUUCGUUCCUUGAAAUCCCCGAAAAACGACAGAAAAGUUGCUGUUAACCCGCGUCACCGUACAGUGACAGUUGAAAUUCGAAUCCUCGCCACGUGUAACAAAGUUGCGCCGUUCGGAAAGUGUCUCCGUCAAGUGUACGAAGUGUGCGUUACCGUUUCCCAUUCGUUGGACGUUUCCAAUGGUUGCCGUCCGCUCGCGCCACGCCGGACCAGCGCUAUCCAGUGGCGAGUCGCAUGUAACUGGUGUAACGAGAGAACCUGGCACCCGCAGGUAGGCCUUGCCAGGAGGAUGGGGGCCCACGAUGGGGGAGUGCCAUUGCUCUAACAUCGCUAUCAUGCAGCUGUUCCAUGAGCUGAAGCAGCAGUUCCCUGCGCUCCCUGAUCACGUCGUCUCCCAGUGCAUCGCCCAGAACAGCCACGAUCGAGAGAUAUGCGCGAGAAGCCUCCGCGCCACGCAAGAAUCACGACCGUCGCCGGGCGCUUUCCCUCCAGCCGCGGCCUGCGGCGUCCUCCAGCAGCCUCAACAGCACACCCAGCAACAGCAGCAGCAACAGCAGCAGCAACAACGAGCGAGCCCCGCCGCGCAGCAGCGUUGCUGCGCGAUGAGCCAGCCCCAACGAACCGUCGCGAGCAGCAACAACGGGAACCCGCGACCACACAGACCAGCCUCGCUGGACAUUGGAGCGUCGCGGCGCUGUCCCCUUAGCUGCACACGGGCAGCAGCGAUCUCCGCCUCGUCGCCGAUCGCUGGUAACCCGGUGACACCCUCCUCGGCGCCACCUGCCUGCACCGUCAGGGGCUUCUUCGACGAUUGCGGCGCGCUACCGACGACCACCGACGCGAACUGCAACAAUCACGUCCAGAACAACGCGGGAAACGAGCCGGCCGGGUUCGAGCUGAACGUGAACGUUGCCUGUAGCCCUGCUGGCAAUCGCGACUUCCGAACGGUGCCCACGAUCGGUGGCGCCUGUAAACGAACCGAUCUGAUCGUCGAUCCACGGGCACACUACGCGGACCCGUUGCUCAGCGUGGAGAACGUCGCCGGGCCGCAGAUCGAUCACACGCGAAGCUACACCUCCGUCAGCCUGACACUCAGGCCGCCGUCCUCGGAGCCGCAGCCGCCGAUCGACAUCAGAUCGCAGGGCUCGAGCUUGACCUACUCGAGUUCGUCCCUGGACCCGCGAGGCUUCCAGAGUCGCCUGCAGAUCAGCAUCGGCGCGGGAGCCGUUGGCAGCGUGGCGGCUGCCAGAAUCAGGCCGCCGAUGGGCCCCAGCAGGCCCAACAGCUUGAUACCGCCGGUACAAACCGGUCCUCAGAGGCCGCCAGGCCUUCCAGCAGGACCACCCAGCCAGUUGCCGCGGCCGACGACAACGAUGAGCGCCCCAACCACACCCUCGGUACCGUCUGCGACGAACAUUGUCCCUCUCAUCAGCCUUCCAACGACACCGUCAGGACCGACGACGACCUCGCCGCCCUCCAGUCCCGUUGGCGAACGGAUACAGGCCAAUUCCGAUCCGAAUCGAUCGCCGUUGAAUCAAGUGGCGGAGCACCAAAGGAAAUUGGUAGCCGAACAGUUAGCCAGGAAAGAAAGGCUCGCCAGGGAGUUGAGGGCCGAGAAAGGACGACUCGAAGCGAUGAAGAAAGAGCUGCAGUCUCUUUCGAGACCCUUCGAUUCCUCGAUGCCGCCGCAGGAGCUGAAGAGGAAAUUAAGGAGCGAAAUCUAUCAGCUGCAGGUGGAAUGCGACAGAUUGGCGGAUGAAGUGGAUCAGUGGUCAGAUCCAAGAGUGCCUUUGGGUGAAACGAAUGAAGAAUUCUAUCAAGAUAUUUAUACUGGUCAGCCGUUACCACCGAGCUCGACCAGUUUCAAUCCUCCGCCAUUGCCUAGUCAACCGCCCGCUUGGCAACCGGAUGUCACCGGAAAUAACGUUGACAGAGAAGAACGGGAUGGUCCCUCUUGGGUCUGCAGAAUGUGCACGUUCGAUAAUCAUCCGUUGAUGAACAAAUGCGAACAGUGCGACAUGCCGAGGCUGCCGGAUCAUGGAAACGCAGGUACGGCUUCCAGGAAACCGGGCGAGGAACUCGCCAGCUCGUUAACGCGCUUGGACGUCAAUCAGAAACCUCCGACACCGCCGGAGUAACAAACGUGUGCCUUAACAGCAUGUGACUUUCUUUGAACUGUUCCUACUUUUUUCUUUGUUUUGGAAGAUUGACUGACUUUUACUCCGUACUGUGAUGAAGUGCAUAACCAAAGGUGAUAAUUGAAUACUAUAAGGCUCUUUCGGAAACAAAUGUAUUGAGCGUCGCGAGAAAUACAUGCGACAUUAAUAAAACAGGAUUUAACUUGUACUUAAACGUAACGCUUGGACAAGUGUUGUUUUUUUUAAUUAAUCUUAAUAUCCUUUUGCGUGCCUUUCAAAGAAUAUGAAAUAUUCCAUUUGGCACUGAGAGGGUGGGAAAGUAACGUGUUGUAAAUUUGAGCUAAAUGGAAACGCAUGUUUUGUGUGUUAUGUGUAGUGAAUGCAUAGUAGUAACCUGUUACCGUGUGCUGUUGCUUUUUAUUGCGAAUAACGGUAAGU
Nomia melanderi (Alkali bee) is the source of this 2936-nucleotide messenger RNA. RefSeq names its product TAK1-associated binding protein 2 (gene Tab2). Gene Ontology annotation, molecular function: ubiquitin binding. The record is from RefSeq and is a predicted model, not a curated record. Lineage: Eukaryota; Metazoa; Arthropoda; Insecta; Hymenoptera; Halictidae.